This is a messenger RNA of Symbiodinium sp. CCMP2592, 2460 nucleotides long. The record is from the annotation of a GenBank genome assembly. NCBI's taxonomy places the organism in Eukaryota, Dinophyceae, Suessiales, Symbiodiniaceae.
AUGAAGGUCUAUCUCGCAGCUGCUCUUGCUGCCGCCUUGACUGCGACAGCGAUGUCGCAGGACUCUCCUGCUGAUCUCCUUCGUGAGCUGCAGGCCCAAAAGGCGUUGUUGGAGGAGCAGCGAAAGGAGCUGAAGCAGAUGACCGAAACCCAGGAGAGUAUGGCUGGCGCUAUGGAUUCGGCUUGGUUGGUCCUUUGUGGAGCGCUGGUCAUGUUUAUGCAUGCAGGAUUUGCAAUGUUGGAGACUGGCUGUUGCCGUGCAAAGAAUGCCUCGAACGUCCUGAUGAAAAAUCUUGUCAACGUGUCAGUUGGCACAUUGGGUUGGUGGAUGUUUGGCUGGGCCUUUGCGUAUGGCUCCCAAGCCGGGGCUUUCAUUGGCACAGAUGGCUUCUUCGGCCUGGGUUUCUACACCAAAGAUGCAUCGGGCAAUAUCGUCCCGGUGGAGUGUGAGGAGGGAGACGGGAACUGCCAGUCCACGAUGCUGAGUUGGUUCUUCCAGUGGGCCUUCUGCACAGCUGGCGCCACCAUCGUGAGUGGAUGCGUGGCGGAGCGUGUCAAAAGUCCCACCUACGCUUUCUUCGCCUUCUGCAUGACUUCCUUUAUCUACCCGGUUGUGGUAGCAUGGACCUGGGGCGGCGGCUGGCUCGCCAGCAUCUUCGAUGUGGGCUACAUGGAUUUCGCCGGCUCAGGUGUUGUCCAUUUCACAGGAGGCGUUUGCGGUCUCGCUGGCACGGUCAUCCUCGGCCCCCGAAGGGGUCGCUUCGAGAAUCCCGACGAGUUCGAGUACCACAACAUCCCGCUGGUCGUGCUCGGAACCUUCGCGCUUUGGUUCGGUUGGUAUGGCUUCAACCCAGGCUCCACGCUCUCGAUGCAUGAUAAGGAGAUGGGCGCCCUUGCAGCUCAGGUGGCAAUGAACACUACUCUCUCCGCCGCCACCUGCGGGAUCACCGUGUUCUUGCUGAAGUUCGUGCUCGUGCGCAAGUACGAUGUCGGCGCGCUCUGUAACGGCAUUCUUUCGGGCUUGGUCUCUAUCACCGCGGGCUGUGGAAACAUGGAGUGCGGCAGCGCUGUUCUCACCGGCUUCAUUGGUGCCUUUUUCUACCAGGCGGCGUCAAGUCUCCUGGUGAGAUUGAAGAUCGACGACCCCGUGGAUGCCAGCGCGGUGCACGGAGCCUGUGGCAUUUGGGGGCUUCUCGCUGCUGGUCUCUUCGAUUGGGGGAAGGGCUUUGACCACUAUCAUGGCUGGAGCGGUUUCGGCUGCAUGACCGGCGACGAUGGUGCAUGCCGCAGUGGCUUGGGAGGAGCUGCCAUUGGAGCACAGAUUGUCAUGAUUCUGGCCAUCAUCGCAUGGGCAGGGACUCUCUCCACGCUGUCCUUCCUGAUCCUGAAGUUUUCCGGGCUUCUGCGUAUUGGCGAAGACAUCGAGAAGGUCGGCUAUGAUAUGCACUCGCACUCUCCGCCCAAGGCCUAUGCCUUCAGUGGCAAUGACCCCAAAUCAUCGUCAAGUGAAGAGUCGGGGCCUCUAGACACAGAUGACAAGGAGGAGACUUUUGAUUCAGGGUACACGCUCGACGCCUCUGAGCAGUACAGAGGAGUUUACCUAGAUUUUAGAUACCUCAACAAGCAAGACAACGACCAAGCAAAAUUAUCUUUGAAGUUGGCAGUUCGCUGCCGCCCACGUGAAAGCUACGAUGAUGUGAUGGUAAGUAUCGGAGGUUGGCUGAAGGCCGUUCCGCUGCACCCGGCCGCUUUUGAGGGCAUGCAUGCCUGCUUCGGAUGGCUCGUCCCAGCCGGAACUCUUCCCGAGGCUAUAGACAGCUCCACAAAGCACCUAGCUGACGUGGUUCACCGUGGGUUGGUUCAGCGACCGCAUCUUCCGCCCACUUGCCCAGACACUCUGCAAAAUGCCCUUGCCGACGCCGACGGCUUCACGGCACAGGCAGCAUUUUGCGCUGCAGGCAGUUUUUCGCCUGCAGAUGAGACCUGGGCAAGCCCUGAGGAGAACAGCGCCUUGUUGCAACAGGGCGAGCGAAAGGCCAAGGAUGCAGCCGAGCCUUGCGCCGGGGCCCAAGCGUUUCACAGAGACUGCCUGCACGCAGCAUCGACGUGUCCCCAGUGCUCAAAGAAGAUCUGCCACGAGAAAGCACUGAGCUUGUACAACCUGUCCUUCGCAGAUGGAGAUGGAGAUGCCAGGGUCAUGGCAGCUGUGGCCGAGCUGAAAAGGAAGCGGGAAAGCCGUGAAGACGUGGUCGCAUCAGAAGACGAGUUGGAGGACGAUGACCUCGAGAUAGAGGCACUCACUCUCCAAGAUGCCGGGUCAUCCCAAUGCGGAACGCCAACCACAGAGGACAAUGCCGUGAAACAGGCGGCGGAGUUGGUCCUCCUCCGUCAGCAACUCUCAGAACUGCGAGACCGGGUGGAGACUGCCAAAUCCAGCCGUGAGAAAGCCGUGGAAUACCGU